This is a messenger RNA of Aspergillus pseudonomiae, 1749 nucleotides long. RefSeq names its product alpha-keto acid decarboxylase family protein. The transcript has 2 exons. Gene Ontology annotation, molecular function: magnesium ion binding; thiamine pyrophosphate binding; carboxy-lyase activity. The record is from RefSeq and is a predicted model, not a curated record. Bases 1 to 1749 code for a protein of 582 amino acids. NCBI's taxonomy places the organism in Eukaryota, Fungi, Ascomycota, Eurotiomycetes, Eurotiales, Aspergillaceae.
AUGGCUCAUAUCACUGCCCAAAUUAACGUUGCGGAAUAUGUCUUCCACAGACUGCGGCAAUUGGGUGUGUGUAGUAUAUAUGGCGUGCCUGGUGACUUUAACUUGGUUGCGUUGGACUAUGUUAGACCUUCUGGGCUUCACUGGGUGGGGUGCUCCAAUGAACUCAGUGCUGGGUAUGCUGCGGAUGGUUACGCGAGAGUCAAAGGGUUAGCAGCGCUGAUGACAACGAGCGGAGUUGGGGAGCUAUCAGCACUUAAUGCCAUCGCAGGAGCAUAUGCAGAGAAAGUUCCUCUCGUUCAUAUUGUCGGUACACCACCAACAUAUCUACAGGAUCAAAAUGCAAUUCUGCAUCACUCCUUGGGUGACGGCAACUCUCGACUUUAUGCAUCCAUCUACAGAAGCUUUACGUGUGCUCAAGCGAAUUUAACGCUUGCUUCCCAUGCACCAGUCUUGAUUGACGAGACGUUGCGUCAAUGUUUGCUACACAGCAGGCCUGUCUACAUCGAAAUACCUGCUAAUAUGGCGAAAGUAAUUAUAUCUGCAUCGCGACUUGAGGAAGGUAUCGAUACCUCGUUGCCUCCGAAUGAAGGCUCAGAAGUGGAGCAAACUGUGGUGAAAGAAUUGCUCAAAUCACUGUACUCAGCGUCACAGCCUCUCAUCAUACUCGAUGGCUGGGUGUCACGAUACGGUUUGGAACAAGAAGCAGACGAUAUUGUGCACCUGACAGGGUUCCCAGUCGUUACUACUCCAUUCGGGAAAGGGACAGCGAAUGAAACUUAUCCAAAUUUUUGCGGCGUAUAUACAGGCGCCGCUGGAAACUCGGACUUCGUGCGGUGGGUUAAGAGUCGUGACCUAGUAAUACGGUUUGCUCCGAUGAAUGCUGAUACCAACACCUUCGGAUUCACUGCGCUUACAAGCGAAGCCAUCACUAUUGAGCUACACAAAUUCACGAUCAAUAUUCGAGGAGAAAAUUACUUGAAUAUGAAUACCAAAUCCAUUCUCCGCAAGAUCAUUUCUGAGCUAGAUCUGUCUCUAUUUGCGUACGAUGGAUCAUGCAUUGAGCCAAGACGUUUGAAUAUGGCAGGAGCUUUGGAUUCCCCGCGCCCUGAAGCAUCUAUCACGCAAGACAUAUUCUGGCGCUAUGUUUCGCAGUUUUUCCACUCCGACGAUAUUAUUCUAACGGAAACCGGUACGCCAUAUGCCGGUGGCUGUGACUUUGUCCUUCCGCCCAAUACCAAAAUCAUCAACUCUGCACUCUGGCUAUCCAUCGGGUACACAUUAGGGGCAUCCUGCGGCGCAGCCCUUGCACAACGGGAGAUGGUUGAGCAAGGUCUUCGAAACGAAGGGAGAACAAUCCUGUUCGAAGGGGAUGGUAGCUUUCAGAUGACAGCUCAAGUACUUAGUGACAUCAUACGCAAUCGCCUUGACUUAAUCAUUUUUCUUAUUAACAAUGAUGGGUAUACAAUUGAAAGGUAUAUUCAUGGCAUGGAAGCAUACUACAAUGAUAUACAGCCUUGGCGCUAUCUGGAGUCUCCGUGGUAUUUCGGUGCAAGGAAAGAUGACUCAGAAUACCCAGUAUUUACCAAGCAGGUGAGAACAUGGGCUGAUCUUGAAAGGGUUUUACAAAGCGAGCACAUUAUACGUGGCAGGGGCUUGUCCAUGAUUGAAGUCAUCUUAGAAAAACAUGAUGCACAUCCACUACUAAAGAGACAGAUGAAAAUCGCCAAAGAUCAGAAUGGAAACAGUUAG